CAAAAACAUAUCCAAGUUAUCCAGAAUAAAGCAUUUCAAAGAUAAGCAUCAAUGGCAGGACUAAGUGGUUCCUCUCUAGCUGUCUUGGAAGGCAGCCUCCAGCUCAACGGCUCCACCCGUUUGACACCGGUUGGGAACAACCGGAUUGGUGUUUCCCGGUCUGGACUUGUGGUUAGAGCCCAACAAGGACAAGGCGAAAAAGAAACUAGCAGAAGAGCUGUGUUGGGACUCAUUGCCACUGGUCUUGCUUCUGGUUCUUUUGUUCAGGCUGUUCUUGCUGAUGCUAAACCGAUCAAGUUGGGACCACCUCCACCACCUUCCGGUGGACUCCCUGGUACUCUUAACUCCGAUGAGGCAAGAGACUUUGAUCUACCAUUGAAGAACCGGUUCUUCAUCCAGCCAUUAUCACCAACCGAGGCCACAGCUCGUGUAAAGGAAUCGGCAAAAGAAAUUGUAAAUGUCAAGGAGUUCAUCGACAAAAAGGCAUGGCCAUAUGUCCAAAACGAUCUUCGUUUGAAGUCGGAGUACCUUCGUUAUGACCUCAAGACGAUCAUCUCCGCAAAGCCAAAGGACGAAAAGAAGGAACUCAAAGAUCUCACCGGGAAGCUUUUCCAGAACAUGGCUGAUUUGGACUACGCAGCAAAGAUCAAAAGCCCGGCUGAUGCAGAGAAGAUUUGUUUGUUAAUAAAUGGAUAUGCCAAUGGGCCGCCGCCCUGA
This is a messenger RNA of Lactuca virosa, 717 nucleotides long. The record is from the annotation of a GenBank genome assembly. NCBI's taxonomy places the organism in Eukaryota, Viridiplantae, Streptophyta, Magnoliopsida, Asterales, Asteraceae.